CGCGGCAGUUGAAUCCUCGUGUCAGUGGGCAGUCUGUGUGUGGUACAGCGAGCGGUGGAGUAACUGGGCGAAAGCUAUCGGAGGAGCUUGGCACGUCCGAGCGUUAACUUUUUUUUUCCUUUUUUAAAAACAUUUUUCAAAACACAAUUUUAUGCUUCUGGAGAGUCACCUAUCGCUCUCAUCCGACGACUGGACUUCACUGCGAGUCCGAGCAGCUCACAAUCGACAAUUGACCGCCGUUCAAGUUGGAAAGGCGAGGCUUUUCAGGCUUUUCGUGCCGCUGGUCUUCGAGAAAAAAAGACCUCGGGGGGGAAAAAACCUGAGGGGGGGUUGCACGUAGCCCCGGCCAGCCACUCUCGUUUCUAACCAAGCACGGAACAGAGCAGACUUCUCCUCGUAAGGUCACACGAGUGGACGACUUUGACGAUUCCUCCGCUCUCUGGGAACUAUCGCAGCUAAUAGCCUGCAUCCGAGGGGGAUUUUGUUGUGGAGAGAAGACAAAAGGACUCGAGGAGCUUGAAAUCGAGGAGAAAGGACUGAAAGAGAAAGGGAAGCUGCUCCAGGUGGAAGGAAACGGUGAUAUCGAAGUUCCCCGAGUGCUGAUCUUCUGUUUUUUUUUUUUGUUUCUUCCUUGGCGGAGUGCAGGGAGGGGUGGUGGGACUUUACCGCUUCACCUGCUCGGAUUUAUCCUCCUGCAGAAAGCCACAUCUGCGUGGAUCCGCGCGGGCAGGAUGUAUCCACAGGGCCGGCAUCCGGCACCUCAUCAACCUGGUCAGCCCGGGUUCAAAUUCACAGUAGCAGAAUCCUGUGACAGGAUCAAAGACGAGUUUCAGUUCCUGCAAGCUCAGUAUCACAGUCUUAAGGUGGAAUAUGACAAACUGGCCAACGAGAAGACAGAAAUGCAGCGUCACUAUGUCAUGUACUAUGAGAUGUCCUAUGGGCUUAACAUUGAAAUGCACAAACAGACUGAGAUUGCGAAGCGCCUCAACGCAAUUCUUGCUCAGAUCAUGCCUUUUCUGUCACAAGAGCACCAACAGCAGGUAGCCCAGGCUGUUGAGCGUGCUAAGCAAGUGACAAUGACAGAGCUGAAUGCCAUCAUCGGGGUACGUGGACUUCCCAAUCUGCCUCUCACCCAACAGGCCCAUGCUGUCUACCCAGCGCUGAUGCAGCAGCAGCUUCAAGCUCAGCACCUUUCUCAUGCAGCCCAUGGACCACCCGUCCAGCUGCCCCCACACCCCUCGGGCUUGCAGCCCCCAGGCAUACCCCCGGUCACAGGUUCCAGCUCUGGACUAUUAGCGCUAGGAGCUCUGGGCAGUCAGGCACACCUACCGGUUAAAGACGAGAAGAACCAUCAUGAUCUGGAGCACAGAGACCGGGAGUCAAGCACGAAUAACUCAGUGUCGCCGUCGGACAGUCUGAGGGCCAGCGAGAAGCACAGGGGCUCAUCUGACUACAGUCUGGAUCCAAAGAAACGCAAAAUGGAGGAGAAGGAUAAUAUGAGCAGAUAUGACAGUGAUGGUGACAAAAGUGACGACCUGGUGGUUGACGUCUCCAAUGAGGACCCAGCUACCCCGAGGGUCAGUCCUGCUCACUCUCCUCCAGAGAAUGGCCUGGACAAGGCCCGGGCACUGAAGAAAGAUGCCCCCAACAGCCCAGCCUCUGUGGCUUCAUCUGGGAGCACCCCCUCGUCCAAAGCCAAGGAUCACCCACAUAAUGAUAAGUCCUCCACCCCAGGCCUGAAGUCCAACACCCCCACCCCACGUAACGACGCCCCUACACCAGGAACCAGCACCACCCCUGGCCUCAGGCCCAUCCCCGGCAAGCCCCUCGGCAUGGAGGCCUUGGCAGCUCCUGCCCUGCGCACUCCGUUGUCCUACGCAGCUCCAUUUGCGAUGAUGGGUCACCAUCCAGAGAUGAACGGCUCUCUGACCAGUCCAGGUGUCUAUGGCCUCCACAUCUCUUCCGGGAUGGGUGCAGCUUACGGCCGAUCGCCUAUGCCGGGAUUCGAUCCACAUCCUCACAUGCGGGCUCCUGGUCUCCCAACCAGCCUGACGUCGAUCUCUGGAGGAAAACCAGCGUACUCCUUCCACGUGAGCGCAGAUGGGCAGAUGCAACCAGUACCUUUUCCUCCAGACGCUCUAAUCGGCCCGGGCAUCCCACGCCACGCCCGCCAGAUCAACACACUGAGCCACGGAGAGGUGGUUUGCGCAGUAACCAUCAGCAACCCCACCCGCCACGUCUACACGGGUGGCAAGGGCUGUGUGAAGAUCUGGGAUAUCAGCCAGCCUGGCAGCAAGAGUCCUGUGUCUCAGCUGGACUGCCUGAACAGGGAUAAUUACAUUCGGUCGUGUAAGCUGCUCCCUGAUGGCCGUACUCUGAUUGUGGGCGGUGAGGCUAGCACUUUGACGAUUUGGGACCUGGCCUCUCAGACGCCUCGCAUCAAGGCUGAACUGACCUCCUCGGCUCCGGCCUGCUACGCAUUGGCCAUUAGCCCUGAUGCCAAGGUCUGUUUCUCCUGCUGCAGUGAUGGUAACAUUGCCGUAUGGGACCUCCACAACCAGACCCUUGUCAGGCAGUUCCAGGGGCACACAGAUGGAGCCAGCUGUAUAGACAUCUCUCAUGAUGGCACCAAGUUGUGGACAGGAGGCCUGGACAAUACUGUCCGGUCCUGGGACCUGAGAGAGGGACGGCAGCUCCAGCAGCAUGACUUCACCUCACAAAUUUUCUCUCUGGGCUACUGUCCAACCGGCGAGUGGCUGGCUGUAGGCAUGGAGAGCAGUAAUGUGGAGGUGCUUCACCACACCAAGCCAGACAAGUACCAGCUCCACCUGCACGAGAGCUGUGUGCUUUCCCUCAAAUUCGCCUACUGCGGUAAAUGGUUCGUGAGCACAGGGAAGGACAAUCUGCUGAAUGCCUGGAGGACUCCCUAUGGCGCCAGCAUUUUCCAGUCAAAGGAGUCCUCGUCUGUCCUGAGCUGUGACAUUUCUGCUGAUGACAAAUACAUUGUGACAGGAUCUGGUGACAAGAAGGCCACAGUUUAUGAAGUAAUCUACUAGAUUCAGGAGUGAUCCACUAGAUCCAGUGACCUAUGACUGGAGCUUCUCUUUUGGCCUCGUUAAGAGUGGAAUUGGGAUGAACACAGCCCCCCCCCUUUCCUACAAAGACCUUCAAAGAGGAAACCAUGUUGGGGUUAAAUUUGUCAACUUGGAUUACAUAACUGAUGUGUUUGAUAGAUUUUCGUGUUACUGGAACAGAACCGCUCCAGGGCCUUUUGGAGACCUACUGGUCAGUUUAUCUGAGGACCUCUCCCGGAUGGCACUAAAGAAGUACAUAUUGUCUUGCCUUUUACUUUGAGUCUGCUCACGAGAUUCGCUGGGUGUGUGCCUAUUCUUCCUUUCAUUUGUCCUUUUUUUCCUGUCUUUCUUUUAACAAAAAGCAAAUGAUCUGUGAUGCAACAUGAAGCAGUGCUUCAUUUUUAGCCUCCUGCUCCCUGGAUGACUUGUGAAAAGUGUAUAUAUGGAGUAAUAAAAACAUUUUAUAAAUAUAUAUGAUUAUAUGUAUAUAUAUUUCCUUGUCCUGGUAUACUUGUGAUGGGUUUCUUUUGUCCUCAUGUCCUCGAUGCUUGAUAAAUGUAGAUUAGGACCUACUUUUUUAAGAUGAAUUUGUUUGUUGUUUGUUUUUUUUUGUUCUUAUUUUGAUUUUUGUAAGUGCACUCUCUGGGUUGCCAGUUGAUGAGGCAGCAUUUAAAGAGGACAUUUGUAAGCUUCGCUGGGCUCUGCAGACGCCUGGAUGUGAGCUGUUUGGUGGCCGAGGAUGGAGAAUGGUGGAUGGUAGUUCAUGGAUGGAUGCCAAACUGCAUUGAACUCUGCCAAGUACCAGAGAGCAACCAGAGGAACGUUGGGAGAUGUUUGUAAAUUAAAACCAAUAUUAAACUUGGAGAAUUAACUAACUGUA
Molecule: messenger RNA, 3954 nt
Organism: Colossoma macropomum (tambaqui)
Lineage: Eukaryota; Metazoa; Chordata; Actinopteri; Characiformes; Serrasalmidae
Gene: tle3b
Product: TLE family member 3, transcriptional corepressor b
Exons: 22
Coding region: 732-3056 (774 amino acids)
Biological process (GO): regulation of DNA-templated transcription; negative regulation of canonical Wnt signaling pathway
Cellular component (GO): transcription regulator complex; nucleus
Molecular function (GO): transcription corepressor activity; protein binding
Source: RefSeq, a predicted model, not a curated record